This is a messenger RNA of Rhizophagus irregularis DAOM 181602=DAOM 197198, 321 nucleotides long. RefSeq lists its product as uncharacterized. NCBI's taxonomy places the organism in Eukaryota, Fungi, Glomeromycota, Glomeromycetes, Glomerales, Glomeraceae. The record is from RefSeq and is a predicted model, not a curated record.
AUGAAUAUUAUUAUGGAGAAAAUAAAUAGUACUAUUUGGAAUCAUCAUAACACUACGGUAAAAGAUUGGGAACGCAGCCUCAAUAUUAAUAAACAAAAAAAGAAAUUUUAUAGACACCAUCAUAAUUUAAGCUUGGAUUAUCCGAAUUUGAAUAUGGACGAUAAUCGACAAAGAAAUAAUUACGUGGUUUGUUUUAAUCCAAAUCACUCCACUCCUUAUAAUCGUAGCAGUGGAUUCUCUGAUAAUGGCGCCCACAUUAAAUGGAUGUCAAGUAAUUUUUUACAUUCAGGUUCUUGGGAAUCUCAUAGAGAUCGAAUUUGA